Messenger RNA from Scaptodrosophila lebanonensis, 802 nucleotides. RefSeq names its product chymotrypsin-2-like. The transcript has a single exon. Gene Ontology annotation, molecular function: serine-type endopeptidase activity. The coding region runs from base 96 to 770 and encodes 224 amino acids. Gene Ontology annotation, biological process: proteolysis. Lineage: Eukaryota; Metazoa; Arthropoda; Insecta; Diptera; Drosophilidae. The record is from RefSeq and is a predicted model, not a curated record.
GCUUUUGGUCACUUGGAGCCCACAAAUUUCAUAACCUUAGUCGGCUCAUAGGUGGUGAUGCUGCCACACCAGGAAUUGCGCCCUACCAUAUCUCUAUGUUUCCGAUCAAAAUAAAUCGGCACGUAUGCGGAGGCGCCAUCCUAACCAAACGUUGGGUCAUCACAGCCGGACAUUGUUUAAAGAAUGGACUACCAAAUGACUUCAGGAUUAUGACAGGUGGCGAGCAGGAUUUAAAGAAGAUGGAACACGUAAAGUUCUACAAUCCGGAGGCCUUUAUAAUGCAUUGCAGCUAUGAUGUAACUGCAAAAACGCAGGAUCAUGAUUUGGGAUUGAUACGCAUAAAAGAGGACAUCGUGUUCAAUGCAUUUACAAAGCCGAUUUCUAUGCAUCCAGAUCCAGUACCUAUAGGCACCGAGUUGUUAAUUGUCGGCUACGGCUUGACUAAGUUAAUUCUCCCAAAGGCUCCAACUAAAAUGCGAAUGCUAUAUACGAAUAUAAUCAAUCGGGAUGAAUGUAGUAAGAAAAUGGGGAAAAAAAUAACUGCGGGCGUCAUCUGUGUAUACAAGGCGGUCCAGAAGGGCAUCUGCUAUGGCGACUCGGGUUCGCCGUUCACCCUGAAUGGUAAGCUAGUGGGUUUAGCCAGCUGGGGCAGGCCCUGCGCUAGAGGUUUUCCCGACAUGGUGGCAAGCAUCGCAUAUCAUUAUAAGGGCAUUAAAAAAGUUAUGGAGAGGUACAGUAAAAAAAAUAUUAAUGACGAAUGCAUAUCAUAAGUGAUUAAAAAAGUCAACGCAUUUUUUAUGAA